Molecule: messenger RNA, 2692 nt
Organism: Hermetia illucens (black soldier fly)
Lineage: Eukaryota; Metazoa; Arthropoda; Insecta; Diptera; Stratiomyidae
Gene: dup
Product: DNA replication factor Cdt1
Exons: 3
Coding region: 420-2522 (700 amino acids)
Biological process (GO): mitotic cell cycle; DNA replication preinitiation complex assembly; DNA replication checkpoint signaling
Cellular component (GO): nucleus
Molecular function (GO): DNA binding; DNA polymerase binding
Source: RefSeq, a predicted model, not a curated record
UUCUUUGACAGCGCCGAGCAGCUGAUGCGUCAAUACCAUUGUUGAUUAGUUGUUUUAGCGUACGAUCGGUUGUGUGGAUACGAAUUUUUUGUGUGGCCAAAGGAUAAUUCAUAUAAUUCCAACAAUUGAUAUAUUUAUACUGAGUUUACAGGAGAAGGGACAGUUUUAGACUACCAGUUCCAAUAUUAUGUUAUCGAAACUCGCGUACGUUGCAGUGCGUAAUUGCGUUGCAUCUUUAGUGACUGCAAAAGUAAAAUUUAACGAAGCAUUUUUACGUUAAGUGUACUUUCCCGCCAAAAGAGUUUUGCAGUUGUAGGUACGUCACAUUUAAGUGGAAAAAUCGGAGGGAAAAUAAGGUGCGUGUCGGAAAAGUGCUGGUGCGAAAAGUUAUUUUUUUUACGAUUUGUGAGUUUUUUUGAAUGAUGGCGCAAACAUCAAUUGCAUCUUAUUUUAAUACGCGAAAACGCGCGGCGGUUGAAGAACUCAGAACAACAAGGAAUAAGGUAUUUUUAGCUGCCCUCGAAUCGUCGUUGACAAAUGGUGAUCCCAGUGUUGAAAAGUCCCCGUGUCCUGUUCCGUGCAGUGUUGAUGGUUCUGAUUUCCAGUCACAUAAUGAUGAUUUGUUGCAGCACACGCCGAAAGAAAGUGAAAAAAGUGUCACUCGAUCGGGAAGAGUGAUUAAGCGAAUUGGAGCUUCGGAAUCUGCGAGUACGGAUCUCAACAAGGAUGAGAAGAAAUCCGAAGCUCUCCAGCUAAGCAAGCCAAAGCCAGUUUGUACAUUUUCGAAAAAAGCCUACCUAUCGCCCCGAAAGAAUAUCCAACUCAAAAAGGAAGCAGUAGAGGCUCCAGCACCCGUAGUGUUCGCGUCUACAGAGAGUGCAGCAAACAUUGAACGGAAGCUGAAAACUCCCAAUAAGAAGCAGGAUGCGGUGGCUCCGAGUCGCGACCAAUUGAAGAAGUUAGUUCGAAAGGAGCUUACUUUCGACGAUGUGAAAGCAAAGUUGUCUCGCAGCGAUAAGCUGCAGGAGUUGAAGGCUUCGCUCACUCGAAUUCGAGAUCUGGAAAAGGUUCGAAAGCAACAAGAGGAGGCGAACCGGGAGCUGAAGAAGAAACAGGAAGGAACUCCGGUUAAAGCCAAUGCGGUCAAUUUGAAGGAGUUUAAGACGAUUGAAUUGGAAGUAUUGACAAGCCCGAAGAAAGGUCUCAAGACUCCGACGAAGCUCAUAGCUGCAGCGCCAGACAAGCAUGGGUUGAUGUCGCCAAAAAACAGUGCAACACCGAAAAAACUUCUUUUCAGUCCUACAAAAGAUGGCUCGCCGUCGAAACUAAUUACGCCACCAGCAUAUCAGCGAUUCCAGAGCUUGGCUGAGUCAGGCCGGUCUAGUUUGCAGAUGCCCUAUAGCUACCGGUGUCUGAUGGAAAUGUUCAAAUGCCUCGACACCGUGUGUGCGAUGUUUUACAAUCGCAAGGAGGCAAUUACUUUUAAGAAGCUGAAACCAGCGGUGCAGAGAAUGUUGCGUAAAAAUUUGAAUGAAUCACAUCUGGCGCAAAUUAAGAAUUUGUAUCCUGAGGCGUUCAACUUCUCCCAAGUGAAAAUGAGGAAUUUUGGGUCAACUUCAAAACUAGACUAUUACCAGUUGGUGAUAACCCCAAAUGUUGGUGGAAGCUCCAACAAAACAAUGAUUAAGAUAGAUGAAGACAAUGUAUUGAAAUCGGCUCAGACGUGCGUUAUGAACCCACAGGUAAUGAUUGAUCGUCAGCAGAAAUUCUACCAUAUUCUACUGAACAAAGUUAAAGACGAACAUGACAAAUUCCUGAAAUCGUUCAAUCCGCCGAUAAUCAUUCCCAAGCAGAAUGUGACACGCUGGCAUCCGGAGUUUGAUUUGGAGAAUUGCCCUGAAAUUGAAAAGGCCCCAAUGCCCCAGCCGCCCAAUUUGGAAAAAUACUCAUCAGCGAAAGAUAUCCUCUCUACUGCUCGGAAUCUAUUCAACUGUUCUACUCCAAUGGAACGUGCGAUGGAGCGUUUGCAUGAGCACGAAGCUGCUAACCCGCAAGUAAAAGACGCUAUCCAAAAAGCACUAGGUAUCCUUGAUGAUUCCAAACCUGAAAAUCCUGCUACAAGUAUUUUGAAAAACGUGCCGAAAUCGCUUCUUGAUAAGAUCAGAGCAAAACAAGCGGCUAAGGCACUGGAGACGGUAACCAGGCGACCGUCACAAGAUCGCGAGGCUGUGAAAUACAACAGACUUCCUAAACUUGCACUGCAUCUUCGGAAUGUUUUUAUUACUGAGAAGAAAAAUGUCCUGCCGCUUGAAAUUGUUGUCAAGAAAAUCGAGAAUAGCUACCAGAAGAGCUUGACGCCCCGCGAGAUAGAGACGCACUUAAGACUGAUUUCUAAGGAAUGUCCCAAAUGGGUGGCCUUCCAUGAGGUUCGACAGACAAUCUAUGUGAAGAUUGAUCGCAAUGCUGAUCUCAAGACAAUUACCAGUAAAUUGGAAGCAGUAGCGAAUGAGAAAUCUAAAUAAGAUAAAACGUUUGUUUGAAAUAUAAUUUAGUGUGUGUUGAAACCAUUUUGCCUGUUUUUACUUAUUCCUUCACUCAUUUGUUCAUGUUGCAUUGCUCUCAUUUCCAUUAUUCUAAAGUUUGUAUGGCCAAUCGGCAGCAUUUGGAUUGACAAUAAAUUAUUUGAUUAAAA